Molecule: messenger RNA, 276 nt
Organism: Pseudozyma hubeiensis SY62
Lineage: Eukaryota; Fungi; Basidiomycota; Ustilaginomycetes; Ustilaginales; Ustilaginaceae
Exons: 2
Coding region: 1-276 (91 amino acids)
Source: RefSeq, a predicted model, not a curated record
AUGCGCCGAUGGUGCUGUCGGAAUGGAAGCGUGCGCGAGACGUGUUUGGGUCGCGUCCAGUGGCUACAGGCUGUCCGACAAGAUAGGAAGAACCGACGACGCUGCUGUCAAGAGACGUAUCCAAUUGCCGCUCAGGCAUGCGUAGCGCCCCCUGAACGCUUCACCGCACACCGUCGACAGACGUGGAUACGUCAACUUUUACAUCCAACACUCCUAGAUACGCUUCGCAUGAUCGUGUCACGAGCCUUUUCGUGUCGUGACUUUGGACGCUGCUGA